Messenger RNA from Balaenoptera musculus (blue whale), 479 nucleotides. It is a transcript of the gene SNRPF, whose product is annotated as small nuclear ribonucleoprotein polypeptide F. The coding region runs from base 155 to 415 and encodes 86 amino acids. NCBI's taxonomy places the organism in Eukaryota, Metazoa, Chordata, Mammalia, Artiodactyla, Balaenopteridae. The transcript has 4 exons. Gene Ontology annotation, biological process: spliceosomal snRNP assembly; mRNA splicing, via spliceosome. The record is from RefSeq and is a predicted model, not a curated record. Gene Ontology annotation, molecular function: RNA binding. Gene Ontology annotation, cellular component: catalytic step 2 spliceosome; U1 snRNP.
AGGUGAAAGGUCACGCUGCUAUUUGGCGGCCAUUUCUCUGGAAGCUACGCGGCUGGGGCCCUGCUGUGGCUACUCCAGUCACGAGGGUCGGACGACAGCUGGGUCGGCGGCGAGUAGCCUGCAGCAUUUGCCCACUACUGCAGCAGUAGUCGCGAUGAGUUUGCCCCUCAAUCCCAAACCUUUCCUCAAUGGAUUAACAGGAAAGCCAGUAAUGGUGAAGCUUAAGUGGGGAAUGGAGUACAAAGGCUACCUGGUGUCUGUAGAUGGCUAUAUGAACAUGCAGCUUGCAAACACAGAAGAAUACAUAGAUGGAGCAUUAUCUGGACAUCUGGGUGAAGUUUUAAUAAGGUGUAAUAAUGUCCUUUAUAUCAGGGGUGUUGAAGAAGAAGAAGAAGAUGGGGAAAUGAGAGAAUAGCAUCUUUCGGGGGGAAUUUUUUUUAUAUAUAUUUGUAGACAAUAAAGAUUUGUUUGUUUUUCAA